GCUAAAACGGAGCGUUUUAGACAGAGGGUGAAUACAGGUAUAUUCAGACAGACACUAUGAGAGAAAUAAUGUUCUUUUGAACAUUAAAGCAUGUAAACAUGUUCUAAAAGAAACCCAAAAUACCAAUAUGAACCCGGAUAUGAGCAAAAUAUGUCCCCUUUAAAUUCACUGUUAGAAUGAUGACUUGUCAGUGUGUUUUCUUGCCAGAUUCGCUCUCAGCUCAAAAUAGCGUUAGAUCAGACUAUCGCUGCAGAUAGCGAGCCAGCCCGUCCUGUCCAUUAGACCUCUUGACCCGAGACUAACUAAUAUUACAAACCAACUAAAAUAGUAGGUGACACCAUCAGUGUUUGCUUUGUAGUUAAAUUACAGAUACUGGUUGGCUCAGUUGCAAACAAACUAAUGUUAUAAGUUGCAGGUGCACACAGUGACAGUCUGUCCCACACACAAGGCUAACGUUAGCUAGCGGGCCAUAGCCAGCUAACUGUUAGCAACCAUUAGUUAACGUUAGUAAUCUAGCUACGUUAUUGCAAUGUUUCUACUCAUCGUUUCAAUGCUUGGGGAACGGUCCUGGAUUUUUUAAAUGGAUCCUUUCUUCAAUAUUAAUUUAAUUAUAGCCCCUGACAAUGCUAACAUGCUUCAUUUACCAUGUUCACCAUUUUGGUUGAGCAUGUUAGCAUGCUAAAGUUUGCUAAUUAGCAGUAAACACAGCGCACAUUUGGUCAUGAACCAAAGUAUUGGACAAAUUGAAAAUUUGAUCUGAUGAUGGCGCUAGACGAAAGGUCAGGGGGUCAACAACGUUUUUACUCCCUGACGUGGACAUAAAUGCAACCAGAGGAGUCGCCCCCUGCUGGCUGUUAGAAAGAAUGCAAAUUUAAGGCACUUCCACAUUGGCUUCACUUUUCAGACCUGGAGGUUACCCACUGGACUACAGUGAUGCUGCCAGCGUUGCUAAAACAUCAAAAACAGAAAUCUGGUUGCAAACAGGUUGGAAAAAUGAAGAUUUUAAGCUGUUAAAUUCACCACAGAAACACUAACACAUGGAUGUUCUGUCAACAUCCUUUAACACUGUUGUCCAUUGACAGCUUUUCCCCAGACACUUGGGUUGCUAUGGUUUCUCUUUCAAAAUAAUGACGUGCUAUCAGCACUGAGUGAAACUGUACACAAAUAUUUCACUUCUUUCCACUUCAGCCCAACCUAAAGACAGUGACGGGGAUUUGUGAGGGACAUUCCAAAUAAAUUAUGUCAUGCUUGAAUACCUCUGGUAUUAGGUUACACAUCAGGGAGACUUAAGGUUUGAAGUAUUCAGUAAUUAAGACAUUAAUGUUGUUACAUACUAUAUACAAAACCUGCAUUCAUUCUGCUCCUGCAGCAAACAAGCUUGAUGAUUAAAAACAUAAAGCUGUGUUUUGCAGCAGUACAGUGACUUUACAGUUGAAGAAGUGACUUAACCGGACACACCCUGUAAACUCUGUACGUGUAGAGGCAUGAGUUGGCCUUGUGAGAGGCAACAGUCGAAAGCACUCUCCAUUCUUGACGCAACCCCUGAGGCUAACUCAACACUUCCAAAUGUUGUUGCUGUGAUUUACCGGUAACUAAGGUGACGGCCGGUCCUGUUCUGUAUUCCGAUGAGACUGGGAUGAGUCAGUCGGAUUCUCACCUUAACUCCCUCACAACAACAAGCCCCUCACCCCUUCUGAGCAUGUGAAUAUCUCAUUCACACUCUGGUUGCUCCACAUAAAGUGAACGUUAUCGAGAGCUGGGAUGCAAAUUCUUAUAGGAAAUGAAUUCAUAACUAGGGAGGAGUGAAGUCUCCCUCCCCAUGGGUGUUUGUGUGUAUCAUCACCUCCAGGUGUGUGUGAGCCCCACCUUUAGUCUGAGGGAGGGGCAUGGAGACACAGGAGGGGUCUGACUGACAGGAAGGUAUGAGUGGGGUUGCAGGUUUCUCUGCUCUUACCCAAUCUGUUUAUGUAAGGUGAAAGCAAUCCUCUUUCCCGGUGGCUCUGGACCUCAGCGACUCCAACUCAUUCCCACUCUUCCUCAUUGCGUGCUCUUCCUGUUACCUGGCACAGAUAUGGGAACAUCGUUAGGUUAGGAGGCGCAUUAAGCCGUUUAUUGCAACACUUCAAGCCAAACUUGAAAGACUCUAGACUUUUGCAGUGGGAUUUGGAAGUGUUUACUCUCACAUCCCAAAGGAUAAAAGGAGAAAAGGAUCUUCUAUAUCAAAGGACACAUAAAAAGGAAAGACUGAAUCCCCACGGGGAUUGCUAAAAUGAAUAUGGCCUUUUCAUCCGAGAAGCACACAACCCUUUUCCCCCUCCUCCUCCUCCUCCUCCUCUACGUCCCUCUCACCUGUCUGUGCCAGUCAACCAACAGCAGCUCAAUCAAUGCCACAACCACAACCAGCACCCCAUCCACUUCCUCAAAUGUUACUUCCAUGAAGGGCGUGCGAGGCUGCGGCAGAGGACUGAACCCCAUUUAUAGGUACCUGUGUGACCGCCGGGCAGCGUGGGGUAUUGUACUGGAGACCCUGGCCUCUUCAGGCUUCCUGUUCAGCAUGGUUCUCCUCGUAGGCUUGCUGAUCUGGUCCCUGUGGAUCUGUGUUUCAUCACAGAACCAGCGCAGCAGCAUCGGCGGCACCGUAGCCUGCAUGUCCAUGUACUUGUUGGCCACGGCUGGGAUUUUCGCCAUCACCUUUGCCUUCAUCGUCCGCCUAACCCCUCAGACCUGCCCAACCAGGCUCUUCCUCUUCAGCGUGCUCUUCUCCCUGGCCUUCUCCUGCCUGCUGGCUCGCUGCCUCGCUCUGCUGGGCUUCGCGGCGGCCCGCGGCUGGGGGGAGCCCGCCUUGGCCCUGGGGCUCUUCACCGUGCAGGUUAUCAUCUCUACCCAGUGGCUGAUCCUCGUGUUGGUCCGGGACAAGAAGCCGUGCGGCUACAGCCAGGAGGAAUUUGUCAUGCUGCAGAUUUACGUGCUGUGCCUGCUGGCUAUCAGCUUGAUCCUCUCCCUACACUUCCUGCACCGCUCCUGCUUCACGUUCAGCUACACUUACACGGUUGCCGCCCGCCAGCACAGCCGAGGACAGGCCACGCUGCUCUUCCUCACACUGCUGCUCUCCGCCUUCAUCUGGGUGGUGUGGAUCACUAUGCUCAUCAGGGGGAACCCCGAGUUGGACCGCCGGCCACAGUGGGACGACCCAGUGCUCAGCAUUGCCCUGGUGGCGAAUGGCUGGGUCUUGCUGAUGGGGCACGGGUUGGCCCAGAUCGCCUUCUUCUGCAGGGGGGAGGCCAAGUCCAAGGACAUCCCUCUGAGCUUCGCAGGCUGGACCAGCCACAACGCUGAAGUCCCAGGACUGGCCAGCCCGAAGUCGGGGAGAGAAAACGGGAGCUUUGAGAGUGACGGUGAGAACGGGAGAGCUUUAACAUCCUGCGGCAGGAGGAAUGAGCAAUCGCUGCGAUCACCCUACGAGUCUGAAUUCUCCGUGACAGACAUUGACCCUGAAAGAGAUUACACCAUCCCUCGCCCGCAGACCACCAACUUCCUGGAACCUUAUGAUGAAUUUUGAUUGAAUUAAUUUUCAUAUCUGGUUCUUACACAAACACACAUAACCUGAUAUACAACGUCAACCAAAGCCGAGGGUGACCCAACUCAUGCACUAAUCUGUACUUGGCACAUGUUUUCAUUUUCUUGUGCAAAUGUAAAUAUUUUUGUAAGAACUGUUAUUUUCAAAUGUGCCAGAAGGAUGUGAAAAAUCCUCUUCUCCAAAAAAAGAAGAAAGACUCAGCAGAAUGACUCAUCUGCUGGAGUUUCAUCAUGAAGGCUGGAUGGGUUCAGAUAGUCCAGCUUUCUUCUGGCGGGAAAUCCACAUAACAAAUGCUUAGUAGAAGUGAGUCUUUAUGAUGGUGUGUGUGCAUGUGUGUGUGUCUGUGUGUGUGUGUGUGUGUGUGUGUGUGCUGCUCUGAGAUGGUAUAUAAUAGCCCCGAGGCGAUGGAGGAGGCGUGAAACUGUCACUCUGAAGGUGCCAAACUGCUGAGCGGAGCAGAGGCAUCUGUGAGCCGUAGAGAGAGGAGGGAUGAAAGGAGGAGAGAGAGAGAGAGAGAUGAGGAAGGGAGAUGAGAUGAGAUGCGACAAGACAGGAGGAGGAUAGGACAGGAGACCUGUCAGCACCAUGGGAGGCUCGUGCCACCACUGAUUAACAUCUUCAUAUUCAAAGUUACAGUCGCUGGGUUCUGUUGGUGCUGCACCGAAAAAACAAUGGAUGUGUUCUGUGCAUGGAAAGAUACCAGGUGUAUGAGCCUCUUUCCGGCAAUACGUAAUGACUUUCUACACAUGUUGGUGUUAUCAAUAAAAGGUUCGUCUUUAAAAGA
Molecule: messenger RNA, 4361 nt
Organism: Sebastes umbrosus (honeycomb rockfish)
Lineage: Eukaryota; Metazoa; Chordata; Actinopteri; Perciformes; Sebastidae
Product: G-protein coupled receptor family C group 5 member D
Exons: 5
Coding region: 2270-3559 (429 amino acids)
Biological process (GO): G protein-coupled receptor signaling pathway
Cellular component (GO): plasma membrane; signaling receptor complex; intracellular membrane-bounded organelle
Molecular function (GO): protein kinase activator activity; G protein-coupled receptor activity
Source: RefSeq, a predicted model, not a curated record